AUGAUGAUGAAUAAUAGUAACACCUCUACAAACCAAACCACUACUGGAAAUAAUUUUACAACAACGAGUACGGCAAUGAUGAAUAACAACAAUAGCGCCCUUUCAUCAUCAGAAAUGAUGAGUUUAAAUUCUUCGAGCUCGGAUAAGCAUGGAAUCAUGCUCAACAAUGAAAUGACCAACCACCACAACAAUCAUCAUUCGACCAUCCCCAUAACAAUGAUGAAUGAAACAAACCCAAGUCAUUCCCGAACAAGGAUGAUGGCAGAAUCAACCCCACCAAAUUCCAAUACAAGCAAUCAACGUACUUGUAUUCCAUCACCAAACUCCCACCUCAAUACUGAAGGCAGUUUCAUUACUCCCAAUUUAUCUCAACCAUUCCAACAACCUCCACAAGAAAUGGGUGAGGCUUUUCCUUCACCUCUAAACACCACCACCCUAGGUUUUAAAACUGCCACCACCACCACCCAUGCGUCGGCACUCUCUCCGAAUCAUUCUGCAAUUACUUCUCUCCUUAAUAAUAAUAACAAGCCCUUAUUAGCCCAAGGUAUGGCCCAAUCACAGACGACAUUUUCAACUCAUACCAACAACAAGAAUCCUGGAUCUGAUCGUACGAUAACAACCCAAUUACCAUCUAUGGGAACCACAAUCGGUCAGCAACAACAUCCACAGCAACACUUGUGGCCAGAGCAACACAUUUCCAACGACGGACUUCCCUCUCUUCAACAAUUCGGUCUUCUUUUCAGUCAUUCCUUAAAUACACAUCCAUCCACUGUUCAAUCCAACAACUUUCAUGGCAUUAAUUCUUCAGAUCACUUCAACAUUUCUCCACUCCAAAUACAACAACAUCCAUUGCCAACAAAUAAUGUUACCUCACCCAUUCAUAAUUGCGAAAACAAUAGUAGUUCACAACUGAAAUUUGCAAGCCCUCCAACUCCUACUAAAAAUUUCAAUUCUCUUCAUACUAGCCCAAUAUUAAACCAAUUGGUGCAAUCACAACAAACGACAGAAAGUCAACAACAAUCAAACAUUAUGAAGCAUCAACAAAGAAAUGUUUUUGCAUCUUCUGCCUCAUCAGGUACUGUCAAGAAUGCAGCUAAUGCUGCAAUUCAAUCACUUCAACAUUUGCCUCAAAGUAGUUCUGCGUCAAAUUUGCCCAAUAGAACCUCGAACCAACAAUUUACAAGUAACAAUUCUUCGCCAAUGAACACAACUCCCACCUCUCUAAAUUCUCCGGAAAGUAUUACCUUCCCACUACCCAGUAAUCCAGCGAUUUAUGAAGGUCUCAUGAAACUUGUCGCUCACCGUAUUAUGGAGUGCAUUUUGGCGUUCGACGACAAAACUUCCAAGAAUGUAGAAGUCAAGAACAGGCUACAAGAUGAAUGGAUCAACUUAGUGAACGAAUAUUUCAUUGUUGGAAAACGCCUUGACGGAUUACCUCAAAUGUUGCACUGCUUAUUUGGGAUGUUGACAGAAGAGUCUGAAGUUGAAAUUGUACGAGAGAGAUUGAAUGAGGGCAACAACAUGUUACUCGGACACAUCUCCAUUGAUUUUAAGGCAAAUCUUAGAUUAUUACGGCUCAAAAUUUGCAUCUUCUUUUUACUCUACAGAUUGAGCAACGGUAGCUGUUUCCAAGAAUUAAGUUCUUUUGAGGAAUUCCUGGAUAUUAAUUCAUUAAGUGUGAAUGAGAGAAUGUUCAGUUCCAUAUCAUGGGAACAGUUCAUCUUAGAUAUGGACGCAAUAGAGAGCAAAUUAAGGUUUAGAGUUGAUCUCGUAUCUCACCAUGAAAGUGACGAAAGUAAUGUUGAUGAUGACGAAGACACUGGAUACGUCUUGAGCGUAAAACAAAACACAAUGAAUUAUGUCAAGCUCAAAUCAGUAGCUGAGGAAAAAUUGUCUGCUUCAUUCGACCAACUUUUGUUGGAAAUGAAUGUUAUGAAUUCUUCGAACAAACAUCGUCAACCUAAAUUCUACAGACUUCAGCUUUCCGUUCAAAUGUCCAACUAUUUAACAAUUACCAAGUAUAGCAAUACCAUUAUUGAUGUGUCUAUUGACGGCAUCCUUUCAAGUCGAACUAUUCACGACCUCUCACCAUUACGUAUCGUAUCAGCCGAAAGAAAGAAUCGGAUUGUGGUUUUACAUUUAAACAGAGACUUUUUUGUUACUCCAACAAGAGACAAGUCUGACGUAGACUUUGUUGUGGAGUUUGGAAAAGGUAGCGAUCGAAAAAGAGCAUCUAUCAAGAGCAUUUACAUAGACCGGUUACUCGUUGAUUUUUCUUCAUACUCUAUGUAUCAACAUGUUUCAGUAUGUAGAGGCCAAGAAAUUCUGUGCGAAGAAUUGGAAAUUACAAUGCUUAACAAUAUGGGAACUGUAAACUCAGGAGGGCUCAAGGUGAAUACUAUGGCUCCAACUUCAUUGUCAGAGGAGCCAAGCAGUGUAUCUUCAAUAGCAAGUAAUGCCUUCUCUCCUGGAUCAGCCACUCCAGAAGAGUCUCCACGCAGUAGCAAGAGAGCCUAUUCCGCUGAUGACGAAAAAGCAGGCACUCCGAACUGUGUCAGCCCAGCAAGUGGCUCUAAAAGAGCAAAGAGUGGGCACAACCAAAACAGCAUGAAUUUGGCCAGCAUUUCACAAUAUGUUAAAAGCUUACGAGACAGAUGUGGAUUCUCUUUGUUACACAUUGCAGCCAUGUAUGGGUUUAAUAAUGCCAUUGAAUUUUUGCAUGAAGCUCUCUCGAUAUCCAUCGAUAUUACUGAUAAUUAUCAAUACUCUCCAUAUCAUUGGUCGUGCUUGGCAUGUAAGCCCUCCACAGCAAAACUACUGAUCAGCAAAGGAGCAAGCACCACCCGUAAAAACAUUCACAACAUGACUGGAAUUGAAAUUGCUGCAGCCAGAAAUCACAAACAUUUUGUUGAGGAGCUUGAAUUUGAGCUUGAACAACAUGCAUGUUCUGCUCUUUUUGAUUUGUAUGCCCAUGUUUCAGACUCAGACAACAUAUUGACCAUUCAAUCACAGUCACAACAGUUACCACAGCAACAACAACGAUCAAAAGUACCAAGCCCACCGCUUGAAUGGUCGAUACCUUCCACUAACGAUGGCAUUCCUCAAAAUUUAAAGAUCUCUUCACACAGUAAGGUAAAACAAAUGACUGUCAAUACUACUAACCUCAACAAGAACACUGAUUCAGCUCGACCAAAGAAAAAACAGGAGCAAAAGAUCAGCCCAACCACAGCCUCAACACAAUUAGUUAGUCCACCUCCACCAAGUUCUGGCAAGAAGCAAACUGGUGCAUCCAAAUCAACUCCAAAUUCAUCCUAUAACAACACAGACUCACCCAUUCCAGUCACUCUACCCUCAUCAUCAGCAACGAAUUCGAAUCUCUCUCAACGUAUGGAGCUUUUCAUCAAACCAAGUCGGAAAAAAAGAACCUACAUUUCGUGUUUUCCCAAAGAAUUGUGCUCAAGUCCUUACAAGUAUGACAUUCUCUUAAGGAUACCUCUCAAUUAUACCAACCAAUUUAAUGAGAGUAAUUUCACUUUUCAUCUCAUGAUUCAAGGUGCAGAUAAAAACUGGACGCCAGUGACCGAACAGGCAGUGGACAUUGUCAAGUAUUUGAGAACUAUGUUUCCUCUUAAUUUCAGAGAAAUUGAAUGGAGACUCAUGUACAAGGUAUGCUCCUUCCAUUAUGGUAGAAAACCUUUCAAACUAAGGGUUAUUUACAAUACGAACAUGAACCCUGCAUCAGCGAAUCCUGUCCAUGAAUCCUUGAGUCAGAAUUCGGAUGGCAAGGUGUGUUUACCUGACAACACCGUCGUUUUUGAGUCUGACGAGUUCUAUAUUGUGGCACGAAAGAAAAAGGACUCGUUUCAUGAAUCAUCCACUGGGGGUGAAGAUGCCUUCUCUGCUGAUCAAUCGCCACUUACUGAGCUUCAAGGUCAAUUCUCUCCAGCCUCUUCUUCUCCAUCUCCACUUCCACUUUUAAAUCAGCUCGAUUCACACACAUCGAAUCUGCAAUUAGUCAUGCUCCAAAAUAGCAACAAUAACAACUUGGCACAAGAAGCAACAACCAGUCAAUCAUCCUCCUCACAUGGUCAAUUUAGUUUUUUACCGUCCAACAAUACCAACAACAUUCCAACCUCGGCCUUUCAAUACCCUCCAAAUCAACAUCAGCAGAACCUGUAUUAG
This is a messenger RNA of Naegleria fowleri, 4182 nucleotides long. RefSeq lists its product as uncharacterized. Lineage: Eukaryota; Heterolobosea; Eutetramitea; Acrasida; Naegleriidae. Gene Ontology annotation, molecular function: protein binding. Bases 1 to 4182 code for a protein of 1393 amino acids. The record is from RefSeq and is a predicted model, not a curated record. The transcript has a single exon.